AUGGUGCAAUCCAGCAGUAGUUGGCAAAUCGACCUUGAUUUCCACACGCCGCACCCACGAUCCACAGGCAAAAUGCAGUUCUUCACCCGCAUCACCGCGCUCGCUGCAGCUGCAGCCCCUUUCCUGGUCCAAGCUGCUCCCGUUGUGGCGCCUCCAGCAAACGAGAUCAUCCCCGGAAAAUACAUCGUUCAGCUGAAGCCUGAUACCGACGUUGCAUCCAUCGCAGCCCACCACAACACUGUGCGCAGCAUACAUGCCCGCAACCUGGCUCGACGAGGCGACGAUGGCCCCGUUGGUGCUCCAGUGGACCGCGAGUACGGGUUUGGCGACUUCAAAGCCUACGCUGGGUCGUUCGAUGAGGCGACCGUUGAAGAGCUGAAGGCUCUCCCCGAGGUCCUCACCAUUGAACCGGACUUUAUCGUGAGGAUCAACGCGGUGGUGACUCAAGCGAACGCACCGUGGGGUCUAGCCAGCAUCUCUUCCCGCAAGGUAGGAGCCACUUCAUACGUGUAUGAUGACACCGCGGGCAAGGGUACCUUCUCCUACGUUAUGGGUAAGUCACGAAACUGA
Molecule: messenger RNA, 570 nt
Organism: Alternaria metachromatica
Lineage: Eukaryota; Fungi; Ascomycota; Dothideomycetes; Pleosporales; Pleosporaceae
Exons: 2
Coding region: 1-570 (189 amino acids)
Source: RefSeq, a predicted model, not a curated record